Bufo bufo (common toad) is the source of this 2279-nucleotide messenger RNA. RefSeq names its product asparagine synthetase domain-containing protein 1-like. The transcript is spliced from 6 exons. Gene Ontology annotation, molecular function: asparagine synthase (glutamine-hydrolyzing) activity. The coding region runs from base 346 to 2193 and encodes 615 amino acids. The record is from RefSeq and is a predicted model, not a curated record. Lineage: Eukaryota; Metazoa; Chordata; Amphibia; Anura; Bufonidae.
AUAGUCAUAUAGCCAUUACUAUUGUUUUACAUUGCCCUGUCUAGGUUGUGUGAACAUGUCCGAAUCGCAUGUCAGAGAGACGGACGUCGACAUCAGCUGGACAGACAAAGAGAAAGGGGAGUUCAUUGCAAAGUUUAAAGAACAGAAGGUGAUUAUUGAUGAGCUGUCAAAUUUAAAGAAAGAUAGGCGGGUAUACAGACAGCAGCCUAACAGCAACAUUUACUUUCUCACAGAGCAAUCAAGAACACUUAGUGAGUGCAAAAAGAAAUUGGAUGACAUGACACCUAUUCAUCGGGAGAUAUCUGAAAAUUUGCAAUUCAACAAAUAAUCUUUCAGCUGGCCAAGAUGUGUGGAAUAUGCUGUACUGUCAGUUUGACCACUGAUGUAGUUAAAGCCUACUGUCAGGAUGCCAUUAAUUUAAGACGUAGAGGGCCCAACAGCAGCCAUGAACUGUUAGAGAUUGAUUUUUCUCACAAGUACAGCUGUUUUUUCUCAGGUCAUGUUCUUCAUUUAAGAGGACAAGUGACUCCUCAACCUUUGCAAGAUAGAAAUGGCAAUAUAUUUCUUUGGAAUGGAGAAGUUUUUGGGGGAGUUGAUGUUCCAGACACUAGUAAUGAUACUGAAGUAAUGUUUCAGCAUAUUACUUCUUGUGACAAUGAACAUGAUACAUUGUCACUAAUUUCCAAAAUACAAGGGCCUUGGGCUUUCAUCUACUAUGAGAAAAAAAAGCAUAAUCUUUGGUUUGGAAGAGAUUUUUUUGGUCGCCGCAGUCUUUUGUGGAAAUUUGGGGAGACCCCCAAAGAAGCACUGUGUCUCACUUCUGUAACUGAAUUUAAUUGUGAAGAUGGUAUACAGUGGCAUGAGGUUCCAGCAGUUGGUAUUUUUAAGUGUAACUUAAGCUCUUGUAUGGAAUCAAAAUCAAUCAGUUUAACAUUGUAUUCAUGGAUAUCUACUACAGAAGAGGAACAAUUGAAAAAAGGGCAAACAUACAUUUCAAAUGAUCUUGAAAAAUUUAUAUCCAGAAUUAAACAUGGGGGUGGCAGCCUUAUCGCUCCAGUUACUCUAUUAAAUAGAGAAAUUCCUGAAUCACUGCCAGAGUCAAACCGCCAAGCACCUUCUAACCGCGUUAGCUUAGAAGACCUUAAAAUGCUGAUCUCUGAAGUACAUAAGAGAAAUGCUGAAUCUUUUAUAAAAGUUCUAAGUGAAGCUGUGAGAAAACGUGUUUUAUGUCUACCACGGGUAAACAAUACCUUGACUUCAGAAACCAAACUGGCAAAUGUUGCAAUUCUUUUUUCUGGUGGAAUUGAUUCAAUGAUGUUGGCUGCUCUUGCAGAUAGACACAUUCCAUCAUGCGAGCCUAUUGACCUACUCAAUGUUGCAUUUAUGAUACAGGCUCAAAAAGUAAAAACCCAAAAAUGCAGCUUGCAAAAGAAACAAAGCACUACAUAUUCACGUGAAGACAAUGCUGAAGCUUGUAAAUACACAAGUCCUUUUGAUGUUCCUGAUCGAAUCACUGGUAAGCUGGGUUUGGAAGAACUUAAAACCUUAAACCCGAGAAGAAUUUGGAAUUUUGUUGAAAUAAAUGUCACACCUGAAGAACUCAAGCAAAUGAGGCAUAAACAUAUCUCACAGUUGGUACAACCUUUGAACACUGUUCUCGAUGACAGUAUUGGCUGUGCAGUUUGGUUUGCUGCCAGAGGAAUUGGCAUGCUGAAAUGCAAAGGUGAAAUGAAGCCAUAUACCAGCACAUCUAAGGUUGUUCUCACAGGUAUUGGUGCAGAUGAGCAACUUGCUGGUUAUUCUCGUCACAGAGUAAGAUUCAACAGAGAAGGUUACAGAGGCCUCCUUGAAGAAUUAAGCAUGGAGUUAGGACGUAUCUCUUGCAGAAAUCUUGGACGGGAUGACAGAGUUAUUGGUGAUCAUAGCAAGGAAGCAAGGUUUCCAUUUCUGGAUGAGGAUGUGGUUUCUUUUUUGAACUCUCUUCCACUUUGGGAAAAAACAGACUUGAUGCUUGGCAGGGGGCUUGGCGAAAAGUUAAUUUUGCGAAUAGCAGCUGUAAUACUUGGACUUGGUAACUCUUCAGUUUUGCCCAAAAGAGCCAUGCAGUUUGGAUCCCGAAUUGCAAAAAUGGAAAACAGAAAUGAAAAGGCAUCAGACAAAUGCAGCAGACUUCAGCCAGAUGUAACUCUGUGACAACUAUUUGAGUUGUUUGCUUGGAGUUAGUUUUAAAAUGUUGUCAUUAGCUGCUGGGUAUUACAUUUACUUUGAUAACUGGACAA